CAAAUGAGACAGGUUCUAUAAGUCAAAUUAUUUUGAACAGUUUAAUGUGAUGGGUUUUUGAUAAAUCUUAUUUAAUUUAAUAGGUUUAGGCUUUCCAAUUGGUCGUUUGAUAUGAAAGAAGAUACAAAUUUUAGCAGAAGAAUGGUUCUUAGUAAGUUUAGCAACACACCUCCCUUUCAUAUGAAGUCCAACGAAACCUUUAGCCGAGGUGAAUCUUUACGAAAAAUAUUACAACCUGAAAACCCCGACUACUGUAAUGAAAACGACCCAUUUUGUGAAUGUGGAAGAAAACCAGUACAUAAGCACAUGGUUUGUAGUCAAUCAGAACAUAAUAGAAAAAAUAGUGAGAAAUGUUAUGUAUCUAGACGUAAGCACCAAUCGGACACAUUUCCGCAAAGUAAUUGUCCCAAAAUUGAUCAACCAGCAAAAAAUAUAAGCAGAAAAGAAAUGGUUCAACAAAAACCAAACAAUAAUGUUGUACCAAGGGUUUUGGAAAACUUCAAGAAAAUUGAACCCAGGCAUAAUUAUUCUGAGCCGGUGGUGCCGAGAAACAGUAUCGGAAAAAAUAUACCAAGCCAUAGCGUUAUGACGAAUCUUUUGGGUAAUUUAAUAAAAUAUGACAACACACCUGAGAAGAACUUCCAUAGUCAAAGUAAAGCGAAAAAAUAUGCUGUUAUUAAUCAAUCUUCACAAAGUUACCCCAGUCAGUUUCAAAGACGUAGGUUCGACAAAGAUGUACUUAAUCAAAGAAUUGAUAAGUAUACCAGCACAACAGGGCUGCAUUGGGCUCCAGAAUGCAAUAAUUCAAAACGAAUCACGCAAAAUUACAACACCAAACUGCAAAAUAAAGCCAAACCAAAAUGCCCCAUGGCCUGCCAUAGAAACUUAGUUUGCAAAAAUAAAAGAAAAUCACUGAACGAAACCAUAGAAAUACUCGAUAGCGCUUCGAGAACAAACAUUAUAGAAUACAUGAACCCCAAUAUAUGCACCAGCAAUAGCUCAGAAUUCGAACACGACUUCAUCAAAGAUUUAAACAGAAAAAAGAAAACCACCAAGAAAAACUUAAGCCCAGUCAAAAAGAUGCCACCAGAGAAAACCAAAAGUUUCGUGAGGUUACAGGUAGAUAGGUACAACAGAAUGGUGCAGGGCCAGGACAAAAAAACGCAAAACUGUCAAAAAAAUCACACUCAGUUUAUGAAUAGUGUCAAAGAGAAAGUCCCCAGGAUUAUACCAACCGAAACAGAUCAGUUCACUGAAUCUCAGGAUUGGUCCGACACCUACAAGGAAGAAAUAAAGGUAUGCUUCCCGAAGGAAACCAAACAAGCGAUGGAAAAAUUAAUGGAUAAUAAAACGAGGAAAACCUCGGUACAUCGUCAAGCUAGAAGAAUGAAUCCUCCUGGCGAAGAAGAACGGCCCAGUUUGAAACCUAACUGUAAAAAAUUAAGUAUUUUGCCUUGUCAUAAAAAUUUGCUUUGUAAUAGGGGGUUCCAUAUAGGAGAAUGCGUCAGCUAAAUUUAUAUACAUUGCAUCAUGCUGAUUGGAGAUGAAAAAUCAUUAUGAAUGAUUAAAAGCAGUAUUAAAAUUUAAGUGUUGUAUUAGAUAUUAUGAAUAUAAUAAAUCAGUUCAAAACAAUCAUUGCAUUACGAAGUUUUUUUUAUCAAAACGGUCCUUCAAACUUUUGGUUUCCUCAUAGUUAUAGUUAGUUUCUUCAGUUUCUUCGUUUUUUUUUCGGUUUCUUCAGCUUCUUCAG
This is a messenger RNA of Brassicogethes aeneus, 1750 nucleotides long. The record is from the annotation of a GenBank genome assembly. Lineage: Eukaryota; Metazoa; Arthropoda; Insecta; Coleoptera; Nitidulidae.